Molecule: messenger RNA, 2323 nt
Organism: Scaptodrosophila lebanonensis
Lineage: Eukaryota; Metazoa; Arthropoda; Insecta; Diptera; Drosophilidae
Gene: Hsc70-4
Product: heat shock 70 kDa protein cognate 4
Exons: 2
Coding region: 158-2116 (652 amino acids)
Biological process (GO): vesicle-mediated transport; protein refolding; cellular response to unfolded protein
Cellular component (GO): plasma membrane; cytoplasm; nucleus
Molecular function (GO): ATP binding; heat shock protein binding; ATP-dependent protein folding chaperone
Source: RefSeq, a predicted model, not a curated record
ACUGGUUUCUUUUUUGUCUCAUCAUUCCUUUUACAAGUGCCCGUUUGACCGAACGUCUGAGUGUCGACACGGUGAAAAAGUGAAUAGAAUAGAAGGAAAAAGUGAAGUAGCGAUUAUACGGUUUAUAUUUUAGUACAUUUAACUCCAAAACACAAAGAUGUCUAAAGCUCCUGCUGUUGGUAUUGAUUUGGGCACGACCUACUCUUGCGUGGGUGUGUUCCAACAUGGCAAAGUUGAGAUUAUUGCCAACGAUCAGGGUAAUCGUACAACACCAUCCUAUGUUGCCUUCACGGAGACAGAGCGUUUGAUUGGUGAUGCUGCCAAAAACCAGGUGGCGAUGAACCCAACCCAAACAAUCUUCGAUGCCAAGCGUCUCAUUGGUCGCAAGUUUGACGAUUCGGCUGUGCAGUCGGAUAUGAAGCACUGGCCUUUCGAGGUGGUCAGCGUUGAUGGCAAGCCAAAGAUUGAGGUUACAUACAAAGAUGAAAAGAAGACCUUCUUCCCCGAGGAGAUCUCCUCCAUGGUUCUUACCAAGAUGAAGGAGACUGCCGAGGCUUACCUGGGCAAGACGGUGACCAAUGCCGUCAUCACUGUGCCUGCUUACUUCAACGAUUCACAGCGUCAGGCGACCAAGGAUGCUGGUACCAUCGCCGGUUUAAAUGUGUUGCGUAUUAUAAACGAGCCUACGGCCGCUGCCAUUGCUUAUGGUCUGGAUAAGAAGGCUGUUGGCGAGCGUAAUGUGCUCAUUUUCGAUUUGGGCGGUGGUACUUUUGAUGUCUCCAUUCUGUCUAUUGAUGACGGCAUCUUCGAGGUCAAAUCCACGGCGGGAGACACCCAUUUGGGUGGCGAGGAUUUCGAUAACCGUCUGGUCACGCACUUUGUACAAGAGUUCAAGCGCAAACACAAGAAGGACUUGACCACCAACAAGCGUGCAUUGCGUCGUCUGCGCACUGCCUGCGAACGCGCAAAGCGUACUCUCUCUUCGUCCACUCAGGCUAGCAUUGAGAUUGACUCUUUGUUCGAGGGUACCGAUUUCUACACUUCGAUCACUCGUGCACGCUUCGAGGAACUGAAUGCUGAUUUGUUCCGCAGCACUAUGGACCCCGUGGAAAAGGCUCUUCGUGAUGCCAAGCUGGACAAGUCUGCCAUUCACGAUAUUGUGUUGGUCGGCGGCUCCACUCGUAUCCCCAAGGUGCAACGUCUCCUGCAAGACCUGUUCAAUGGCAAGGAAUUGAACAAGUCUAUUAAUCCCGACGAGGCUGUGGCUUAUGGUGCCGCUGUGCAGGCUGCCAUUCUGCAUGGUGACAAAUCUCAGGAAGUGCAGGAUCUUUUGCUGCUCGAUGUUACGCCCCUCUCCCUGGGUAUCGAAACGGCCGGUGGUGUGAUGAGUGUGCUUAUCAAGCGCAACACCACCAUCCCAACCAAGCAGACGCAGACAUUCACCACCUACUCCGACAAUCAGCCUGGUGUGUUGAUUCAGGUGUACGAGGGUGAGCGUGCGAUGACAAAGGAUAACAAUCUCUUGGGCAAGUUCGAGCUGUCGGGCAUUCCUCCAGCACCACGUGGUGUACCCCAAAUUGAGGUAACUUUCGAUAUUGACGCCAACGGUAUUUUGAAUGUCACCGCAUUGGAGCGUUCGACCAACAAGGAGAACAAAAUCACAAUUACCAACGACAAAGGUCGUCUUUCUAAGGAGGACAUUGAGCGUAUGGUUAAUGAAGCCGAGAAAUACCGCAACGAGGACGAGAAACAGAAGGAGACCAUUGCUGCCAAGAACGGUCUGGAGUCUUAUUGCUUCAACAUGAAGGCUACCCUCGAUGAGGAUAAUCUGAAGACCAAGAUCUCGGAUUCGGAUCGCACAACGAUUUUGGACAAGUGCAACGAGACCAUCAAGUGGCUCGAUGCAAACCAGCUGGCUGAUAAGGAGGAAUACGAGCACCGCCAGAAGGAACUGGAGGGCGUUUGCAACCCGAUCAUUACCAAGCUCUACCAGAGCGGUGGUGGUGCCCCAGGUGGUAUGCCUGGUGGUAUGCCCGGUGGUAUGCCCGGUGGCAUGCCAGGAGCCCCUGGCGCCAGUGCCGGCGGUGCUGGACCCACCAUCGAAGAAGUCGACUAAAGAGAACACAGCACAGAACACAUAAAAAACAAUUCAUAAAUAGUCUUGCAUUCUAAAUCAGAAAUUCAAAUACAAAAGUACACUGUAAUAAGAAACGACAAUUGCUCUUAAAACGUUAUACUAUAUUAUGUAUACUUAUAAUAACAGACACUGCUCUUCAUAAUAUAUUAAUAAAAAUAUGUAUUAUCAUCGAUCGAUCAUCAAAAA